Messenger RNA from Anneissia japonica, 1161 nucleotides. RefSeq names its product UPF0598 protein CG30010-like. Bases 46 to 708 code for a protein of 220 amino acids. The record is from RefSeq and is a predicted model, not a curated record. NCBI's taxonomy places the organism in Eukaryota, Metazoa, Echinodermata, Crinoidea, Comatulida, Comatulidae. The transcript is spliced from 3 exons.
ACGUAAACAAACUCAGCUCAUUCAGUGUCUGUUGCUGCAUCAAAAAUGUUAUUUCAUAAGAUCAAAGAUAUUUUUGCAAGGAAUACAAGAGCCUCGUGUUUCUUUCGUCUUUCAAGAUGCAUAACAUAUGUUCAAGGGCAGUCGCCAAGACCAGAGCUAGGCAAAAGUAGAGAGUAUUUUUACUAUAUUGAUCACCAGGGACAGCUUUUCUUGGAUGAUGCAAAAGUGAAGAACUUUAUAACAUGCUUCAAAGAUAAGAAGUUCUUGGCAUUCUUUUUUAAACGGUUAAAGCUGAAUAACACUGGAGUCUAUGUUGAAGACUUCCCCUACGUUUCACCGUGCGGUCCUGAACUUAACUUUGUACGCUGCGAUGAUCGACCCAUUGUCUACACUAAUAUUAUCAAAACGGAUGAUGGUGAUUUGCUUUCAUAUAACCAUGCUCAUGAAAAGCUCACUGUAGAAUUUCAACCAGAAAAAUUGUGCAUGUUACCAAAAACUGGGCGAGUUUAUUAUCCAACGAAAGAAAAAUAUGGCAGUGUGGCGUUGGUGAAAUCGAGCUUGGCGAUAGACUUUAGCCCUCACUUAGAAUUUGGACAGGAAGGAGAAUACGCUCCUCCAACACACUUUACAUGGAAAGGGACAAGAUACACAUUGACUAAUGAUUUACUGAAACAUAUACCAAAGUCCGAUUCUGGAGUACUAUCUUAGCACUGUAUUGACCUGAGUGUAGAGGUUUUUUCGGGUAAAAUGGAACUUUCGAUUGCACUAUGGUGGGAUGUAGUACAUAAUGACGUCAUUUGUGCAUGAUGAAUGCUGGAUUCUAGGACGCAAUUUGCCAAAAUUUACAUUGUGCAGAGGACGGUCGGACGGUCAAACAAUGAAUCCGUUCAAGUGUGUCAAUGUGCAAAUCGAAAGCUCACUAAAAUAAUAUGACAAACCCAUAAGGCCUUUUUUAAAUUUUCAACGUACUGUAGGUUAUCUGGUGUUCUCCAAAGCAAACAGUAAACAACAUAUUUGCUUUUACUUCAGUCCAAUGUUAAACAUACCCCUCCUCUAAAAUCUUCCACCUCUUUCUAUCUGAUAUUUCCGUAAAUUAAUAUUUCCUAUAUGUGACAAAGAAAAACCAAACCAGUCACUCCUCGCAAGCAAAAAAAAAAAAAA